This is a messenger RNA of Durotheca rogersii, 1113 nucleotides long. RefSeq lists its product as uncharacterized. Bases 293 to 931 code for a protein of 212 amino acids. The transcript has a single exon. The record is from RefSeq and is a predicted model, not a curated record. Lineage: Eukaryota; Fungi; Ascomycota; Sordariomycetes; Xylariales; Xylariaceae.
GCCCACUCCGUAGAUAUCCCGCUGCGGCGGUGGACCUUCCACCGGGAGCUAUGCCAUGGCCUACCGAUAGCGUCCUCGAUUUGGAGAGUAGAGUUCGCAUUCUCGAUGCCGGUGCUGAAGGGGGUGGAGAAUAAGUGAUGCAUACAAGCUAGGCCAAGAGAUGGCUGCUACCGUCAUCGACAGGCACCGCCCGCGCCCCUCCUAGGUGGCUAGCGCAAGACUGCAGGCUGACCCGGCCUCUCUCGUCCUCGUUAGCCUGCCGGAGUCCUGACCGCACACUUCCCGAGCGCCGAUGCCGGGCGACGGGCGGGCAGGUAGCGAGGUUCUGCCCGCGGGACCGCCCCGCAAAUCAUUACGAGAAAACAAAGCUUCUCCGGCCGCGACGCGAGUCGUGUCCCGAGAUUUUUCGACGGCGAGAACGGCACUUCGAGAAGGGCCGACAGGGCGGGAGUUUGCUUCAGCAGGGGGAGGCGGGCAGCAGACGGACGAAGGAGAGGAGAGGGACUGCUGCAUCUUCCUCCACACAAGCAAGCAGGCAAAACGUCCAAGGGCCACAAAUCGAUACAGCAUCUACUGCCAGCCGCUCCCAGUAAGCCGGAGCGAGACAGCAGCAGGAUAUCGCCUUACCUAUAUUUUAUCGACGCGGGAGAGUGAAGGACCGAGCGACGCGAUGGUUCUGCUCGCUCUCGCCACGCGACCUCGCAGAAAGCCGAAUGUGCUGUGUGCCUGCGCCACUCUCGCGCACGCCUACGCGGAAUCGAAACCAACAGGCUAUACACACUUACUACCGUUCUACUCUGCGCUCGUUAGAUACGCGAGCUCAGAACCCGUGGGGGGAAAAAUAAGAAGAGGAGAGGAGAGACCCGCGCCGCAUAAUAGCUGGCACAUCGCCGUCCUGUUCGUUGUCACGACAGGUGCGACGGCUGGUUGAUGCGGCCUCCGAGCCUGGCUGGGCGUACACCUGCUCCCCCGAAUAGACCCGGAUAUGAUCGAGAGAUUCGUCCUGCUCGGCAUCGGGCUGACGCUGAUCGGGCUCCGGCUCUACGUCCGGGCCCGGGUGGUCGGGUGGCGGGGGCUCUGGGUCGACGACUACAUGAUGAUAGUCGUGGCGGU